CAUCCGCAUUGCAUUAUUACAAUACCUUCACUUCGCCGGCUUGUCUGUCAGGAGGCCUUCAGGGUGGGUUCGUAAACCCUCACUACACUUCGUCGUCGUCGUCUUCUUCCGCUUUCCAUUUGCGCUUUCUUGGUCUGACUUCUGAUAUUAGGGUUUUAGAAGAUCAGAAGAACCUAGAUUGCGUCUUUUGUAGGUCGUGAGGAUGGGUGCGGACAAGGGGAAGAAAUCAAAGGUUGCAGAGGGGGGAGAGGAGGAAGAUUCAGAUCACGUUGAUGGAGAGCUUGUUCAUUCCAUCGAGAAGUUGCAGGAGAUACAAGACGAGCUCGAGAAGAUCAAUGAAGAAGCAAGUGACAAGGUUUUGGAGGUGGAACAGAAGUACAACGAGAUACGGAGGCCUGUUUACAAUAAGAGGAAUGAGACCAUUAAAACUAUUCCUGACUUCUGGUUAACUGCUUUUUUGAGUCAUCCUGCACUUGGUGAUCUUUUGAGUGAGGAAGACCAGAAGAUUUUCAAGUUUCUAAAUUCUCUGGACGUUGAGGACUUUAAGGAUGUGAAAUCGGGGUACUCCAUUACCUUUAGUUUCAAUUCCAACCCUUACUUUGAAGAUACAAAGCUCACAAAGGCUUUUACCUUCUUUGAUGAAGGAACAACUAAGAUAACUGGUACAACAAUCAAGUGGAAGGAGGGCAUGGACAUUGCAAAUGGAAGUAAUCAUGAGAAAAAAGGAAGUAAACGCCUAUUUGCUGAGGAAAGUUUCUUUAGUUGGUUCAGUGAAACUCAACAGAAAGAUAUUACAGAGGUGAUUCAUGAUGAGGUGGCAGAGAUAAUCAAGGAGGAUUUAUGGCCUAACCCUCUCAAAUAUUUUAACAAUGAGGCUGAUGAAGAAGACUUUGAGGGAGAUGAAGAUGAUGAAGAUGGAAAGGGCAUGGAUGGCUUUGAAGAGGAAGAUGAUGAUGACGAAGAAGGUGAUGAGGAGGAUGACAGUUAAACUCGUCCUGCUAGGGUUUGGAAGGUCUACAUUUUGGCCAUCAAUGCUUUGGUCUUGGCUCUCGGAAGCAAAGUCCCUGAUGGCUGCAGAGAGAGCCAGAAACAGGAGCUGACGACUCUUUUAAAACUGUUUUGGCGGUAGCAAUGAUCUGUUUUGGUUACUAGAUGACUGCUACCUUGGUGGUUUAGAAAUGCAUGCCUUGUUUGUUUUCUUUCUUUCUUUCUUUCUUUUUUUUUUUGGGGGGGGGGGGCUUUUCCUUCUUUCAUUGUGCCUUGCGGUCUUUCUUCCUAAAUUCAGGGGGUUUGAAGUGACGAGUAUAUAUAUUGGGUCAUAUUAACUAACAUUUGUCCAGGGCACUUGCGGAAGCAUAUGCUCUUUGUGAACACAUUAUUUCGUGAUAAAUAUAAGGCGGCUUAAUUAAUCGAUGGAAA
Nelumbo nucifera (sacred lotus) is the source of this 1419-nucleotide messenger RNA. Its product is annotated as NAP1-related protein 2. The record is from RefSeq and is a predicted model, not a curated record. Gene Ontology annotation, cellular component: nucleus. Gene Ontology annotation, biological process: nucleosome assembly. NCBI's taxonomy places the organism in Eukaryota, Viridiplantae, Streptophyta, Magnoliopsida, Proteales, Nelumbonaceae.